AUGGACGCCAUCCUAGAGCCGCGCGGGGCGGCCGUGCUCACCGAAAAGCAACUACGGGACCUCACCAUCGUGAUGCGCGUCGCUUCGACCCUGUCGGGCCUCGGCGUCAUCGCCAUCAUCACCGUCUUCUGCCUCUCCCGACACUUCCGCAACCCGAUGCAUCGCCUCAUCUUUAUCAACGCCUUCUUCAACGCCUUUGAUGUGACUUGCACCAUGAUUGCCACGAGCGGGCCAAAGGGUGGGAACCCAUCCGCGCUCUGCCAGUUCCAGGGAUUUCUGAAUCAAAUGUUCCCCGUCGCUGACGUGCUCUGGACAUUGGUCAUGGCCAUCAACGUCUACCUCAUCGUCUUCCGCCGAUACGACGCCGAAUCACUACGCAAACUUGAAUGGAAAUACUUUGCAGGAAUUGUUGUGUUCACUUUCAUCCCUGCCCUCGUGUUCCUCUUCAUCAAUACCGAAGAAAAGGGGCCCAUGUACGGAAGCGUAACGCUCUGGUGUGCCAUCGCGCCAAAGUGGGUGUUGUUCCGCAUCGUCGUAUACUACGGAACGAUCUGGUCAUCCAUUCUCGUCAUCAUCACGCUGUAUGCCCUCGUAGGCAUAGAAAUCGCCAGACGUCGACUCGCCCUACGCUCCGUCUCCAGCGACACCGUCGCCCUCGACGAUACUGUCUCCCCAAAGCAAGACCCUACAUGGGAAGACUCGAGCGUCGGAGUCGCCGUCACCGUCGAUGUCGACGUCGACUACCAGCACCAGAGCACGUACCGGCCUUAUACCGGCCAAUCCUCCUUUGACGGGUCGCUGCAGCCGACCUCGGUGUGCUCCAUCACCACGUCCCGCCACGCCAUUACCCCAACCUCCAAGCCGCCCCGCCCUGCCCUCUCCUUCCGCCAAUACGUCUUGAUGCCGCUCUUCUUCUUCCUCGCUCUCCUUUCCGUCUGGGUCGCCCCGUCGACCAAUCGUGUAGCCUCCUUUAUCGAUCCCACCUUCUUCUCGUACCCCCUGAUGGUAGCUGUCGGUAUCUCUGGCUCCUUGAGGGGGUUUUGGAAUGGCUUGGUCUUCAUCACCAUCGGGAUGAAGUCGUGGAAGAGAAGGAAGGAGGCUGAUGAGUGCGAGCUGCGAAAGAGGUAA
Parascedosporium putredinis is the source of this 1128-nucleotide messenger RNA. The record is from the annotation of a GenBank genome assembly. NCBI's taxonomy places the organism in Eukaryota, Fungi, Ascomycota, Sordariomycetes, Microascales, Microascaceae.